AAAAACAACAACUGAGCAGAGUCGAUCUCCCACAUUACUGGCCGUGGCCGACAACCGAACCGUCCAACGUUCUCGCUCGUUCAAGUCAAACGGGUGGAAGACCUCCCUGGCUAGGCUCUUCGCCCUGUAUCAAGUACAACGUCAUGUCAGAAGGAGCGGUGGGUAAAGGGGGUGGGGCCCGCCCGCCCAAAGUGGCCCGGGUCAAGAACAAGGCUCCGGCCGAACUGCAGAUCACGGCCGAGCAGUUGUUGCGCGAGGCCAAAGAGCGCCAAUUGGAGAUUGUGCCCGCCCCGCCCAAGCAGACCAUCGCGGAUGCGGCCGAAUUGGCCGAUUUCCAGAUGCGCAAGCGCAAAUCUUUCGAGGACGCCAUCCGGAAGAGCGGCUCACAAGUGGGGCAAUGGAUGAAGUACGCCGGGUGGGAGGAGGCGCAGAAAGGGGCGGGGGCUAAAAUGCGCAAAGGGGAAGGACCCGAGAACGGCGUGCACAUCGGUGGCAGCGCGGCAGAGGCCUUGAGGCGCGCCCGAUCCGUGUAUGAACGGGCCUUGGAUGCGGUGGGACCGCGGAAUAUUAGCCUCUGGAUCAAGUAUGCCGAGAUGGAGAUGCGCAAUAAACAGGUAAACCAUGCCCGAAAUCUGUGGGAUCGAGCCGUGACGAUUCUGCCGCGCGCCAAUCAACUUUGGUACAAGUACACUUACAUGGAGGAGAUGUUGGAGAACAUUCCUGGAUGUCGCGCCGUCUUUGAGCGAUGGAUGGAAUGGGAGCCCGAGGAACAAGCGUGGCUAACCUACAUCAAAUUCGAACUCAGAUACCGAGAGAUUGAUCGGGCCCGAGCGAUUUACGAACGGUUCGUGUACGUUCAUCCCGAGGUCAAGAACUGGACGCGCUAUGCCAAAUUUGAAGAGGGUCACGGGUUCAUCAAAAGUGCCCGUUCGAUCUAUGAGCGGGCUGUCGAGUUCUUUGGGGAGGAGUACAUGGACGAGCGGCUUUUCAUCGCCUUUUCCAAGUUCGAGGAAAACCAAAAGGAACACGAUCGAGCCCGAGUGAUCUAUAAAUAUGCCCUGGACCUCAUGCCCAAGGACAGUUGCGUCGAACUAUACAAGGCUUAUACCGUGCAUGAGAAGAAGUUUGGUGAGCGAGCCGGGAUCGAGACCGUGAUCCUCAAGAAGCGCAAACUCCAAUACGAAGCGGAGAUCGCGGAGAGUCCCAUGAAUUACGAUGCCUGGUUUGACUUGAUCCGCUUGACCAUGAGCGAGGGUGACUCGGAACUUGUACGAGAAACGUUCGAAAGGGCCAUUGCCAACAUCCCUCCAUCGAAGGAAAAACAGUUCUGGCGCCGAUAUAUCUAUCUGUGGAUCAACUACGCCGUCUUCGAAGAGUUGGAGGCGGCCGAUAUGGAUCGAGCUCGACAGGUUUACUUGACCUGCUUGGAGUACAUCCCGCAUAAGAAAUUCACCUUUGCCAAGGUUUGGCUCUUGUACGCGCAAUUCGAAAUCCGGCAGAAGAACGUCAGAAAAGCCCGGCUGGCCAUGGGCACGGCUUUAGGCAAGUGUCCCAAGGCCAAACUGUUCCGGGGUUAUAUUGAUCUUGAAAUUCAGUUGCGCGAGUUCGAACGGUGUCGUACGCUCUAUGAGAAGUUCUUGCUCUUUGAUCCCGAGAACUGUUCGGCCUGGAUGAAAUUCGCCGAGCUCGAGGCUCUUUUAGGUGAUGUCGAAAGAGCUCGUGGAAUCUAUGAACUAGCCGUUAACCAACCCAGACUAGACAUGCCUGAACUGUUAUGGAAAGCCUACAUAGAUUUCGAAAAUGACCAGGAGGAGUUCGACAAGGCGCGUCAAUUGUACCGGGCUCUCCUCAAUAGAACGCAGCAUGUUAAGGUGUGGCUGUCCUUUGCUCAAUUCGAAUUAGGUCAACGGGAAGACGACGACAAGGCCACGGCCCGUGCUCGCCGCAUUUACGAAGAGGCCAACAAUUCUCUCCGAGAAGUCCAAACCGCCGAGAAAGAGCCACGGGUGAUGCUUUUGGAGGCGUGGCGAGAAUUCGAACGCGAGCACGGGGAAGACACGGAUCUGAAACGUGUCAUGGACCUGAUGCCCAGACGCGUGAAGAAGCGGCGAAAGAUUGAGACUGAUAACGAGAGCGCGGGCUGGGAAGAGUACUUUGACUAUAUCUUCCCCGAGGACGAGAGCGCCAAACCCAAUCUGAAACUCUUGGCUAUGGCCAAGAUGUGGAAGAAACAGAAGGAAAUGGUUCCAAGCGACACCCCUGCUCCUCCUUUGACACAAACGCCGAAGACAACGAAGACAAGUGAGGAAAAGGGGCAGGAAGGAAAGGAAGGUGGGAAAAAAGAAGAGGAGGAACAGAGCCAAGAGACCACCAACGCCACCGCCAAUCCCGACGCGGAUGAUGAAGAUAUGAAGAACGAAUCGAGUUCUGACGAAGAAGACGAAGAUGGUGAUGAGAGCCAGACAGAGAAAUAAACGCUACGUUUCUUGUGUAA
Messenger RNA from Tigriopus californicus, 2494 nucleotides. It is a transcript of the gene crn, whose product is annotated as protein crooked neck-like. The record is from RefSeq and is a predicted model, not a curated record. The transcript is spliced from 5 exons. NCBI's taxonomy places the organism in Eukaryota, Metazoa, Arthropoda, Copepoda, Harpacticoida, Harpacticidae. Bases 144 to 2474 code for a protein of 776 amino acids. Gene Ontology annotation, biological process: mRNA splicing, via spliceosome; spliceosomal complex assembly. Gene Ontology annotation, cellular component: precatalytic spliceosome; post-mRNA release spliceosomal complex; U2-type catalytic step 2 spliceosome. Gene Ontology annotation, molecular function: protein binding.